This is a messenger RNA of Arabis nemorensis, 402 nucleotides long. The record is from the annotation of a GenBank genome assembly. Lineage: Eukaryota; Viridiplantae; Streptophyta; Magnoliopsida; Brassicales; Brassicaceae.
AUGGCUGAUAUUAAACAUAGAAACAUUGCAACUCUCCAUGGCUACUUCACUUCUCAUCAUUACAAUCUCUUAAUCUAUGAGCUCAUGCCUAAUGGAAGGUUGGAUUCUUAUCUACACGGAAGAAAAUGUGGAGAUAGGAAAGUUUUGGAUUGGGCGGCGAGAUAUAGAAUUGUGGUUGGAGCGGCUCGAGGGAUUUCUUACCUUCAUCAUGAUUGUAUUCCUCACAUUAUCCAUAGAGAUAUCAAAUCUAGCAAUAUACUUCUUGAUCAUAACAUGGAAGCUAGGGUUUCAGAUUUCGAUUUAGCCACUUUGAUGGAGCUAGACAAGACUCAUGUUUCGACUUUGGUAGCUGGAACGUUCGGAUACUUAGCAGGGCCGGUCCUGAGAUUUAGGGGGUCCUAA